This is a messenger RNA of Hyla sarda, 2220 nucleotides long. It is a transcript of the gene CLPB, whose product is annotated as ClpB family mitochondrial disaggregase. Gene Ontology annotation, biological process: cellular response to heat. Gene Ontology annotation, molecular function: ATP binding; ATP hydrolysis activity; protein binding. The transcript is spliced from 16 exons. NCBI's taxonomy places the organism in Eukaryota, Metazoa, Chordata, Amphibia, Anura, Hylidae. Gene Ontology annotation, cellular component: mitochondrion; cytoplasm. Bases 94 to 2043 code for a protein of 649 amino acids. The record is from RefSeq and is a predicted model, not a curated record.
CCGCAGUGACGUCACAGCCGGCGGUGUGAGAAAGUGACAGGAGGUUUCCAUCUUACCGCUUCGCAUAGAGGUUCCCUGUGUUGUCGCCGCUCAAUGUGGAGCGCUCGGCUGUCCGGGCUCGGUGUCUCCCGGCUCCUCGCCGCCUCGCCGGGACUUUCAUUUCGGGCCGGGAGAGCGGAGGUUAUUACCGGAGACCGUGUAAGGUCCGCACUGCAGUACCGGCUGCUCAACACUAGAGGGCGCACCGAACUCGUCAGUUAUCGCCCGCAACUUCAGGGGCUGCAAUACCAAUCGUCUACCGCUGGGGGCCGCCAAAGACCGUGGGAUGACUCGUGCGGCUGUGGAGCGCCCCUGCUCGCUGCUGCCGCCCUGCUGGCCUAUUGUUCUAGCAGAGAAGAUGGAAAUAAAGGUGAGCAGUUACUAGAGGCGGCCCGGACCAGUGACUUCAGUGAUGUAGACAGACUCCUGCGGGAGAAGGUGGACCCCAACAGCAGACACGGGCUGGGCUGGACCGCGCUCAUGGUGGCCGCCAUCAGGAGGAAUCAGAGUAUUGUCAGGACUUUGCUGCGCGCCGGAGCCGACCCCAACCUAGGAGACGAGUUCUCCAGCGUCUACGAGGUGGCGAAGGAGAAGAAUCUGCACUCGCUAGAAGUUCUGGUGACCCGGGAGGAUGAGUUCAGUAACCGGCUGAAUAACCGCGCCAGUUUCCGGGGCUGCACGGCGCUGCACUACGCUGUUCUGAUGGAUGAUUAUGGGACGGCUCAGGCUCUACUGGAGGGGGGUGCCGACCCCAUGCAGAAGAACGAGAUGGGGCACACGGCUGUGGACUACGCCCGGGAAGGAGAACUGAAGAAGAUGCUGAAAGAGUGGGAGAGCAAGUUCCAGGUGGAGCAGAGGAGGCGGGAGCUGGAGGAGCGGCGGAGGUUCCCCCUGGAGCAGCGUCUGCGGGAGCACAUUGUGGGCCAGGAGAGCGCCAUAGCCACCGUAGGGGCCGCCAUCCGCAGGAAGGAGAACGGCUGGUACGACGAAGAGCACCCCCUCGUCUUCUUGUUUCUGGGAUCCUCUGGGAUAGGGAAAACAGAACUGGCCAAGCAGACGGCUCGCUACCUGCACAAGGACAUCAAGAAGGGCUUCAUCCGGAUGGAUAUGUCUGAAUUCCAGGAGAAGCAUGAGGUCGCCAAGUUUAUUGGUUCUCCGCCUGGAUAUGUCGGACACGAGGAGGGAGGUCAGCUGACCAAGAAGCUUAAGGAGUGCCCCAACGCGGUGGUCUUGUUCGACGAGGUGGAUAAGGCGCACCCGGACGUGCUCACCAUCAUGCUGCAGUUGUUUGACGAGGGUCGACUGACAGACGGGAAGGGAAAGACCAUCGAGUGUAAGGACGCCAUCUUUAUCAUGACCUGCAACGCGGGGAGCGAUGAAAUAGCGCAGUAUGCCCUACAGCUGAGACAGGAAGCACACGAGAUGAACAAGAACAGACUGGCCGACAACCUGGACGAUAUACAGACCGAGAAGAUCACCAUCUCCAAACAAUUCAAGGAGGACGUCAUCCGACCCAUCCUGAAGGCGCACUUCCGCAGAGAUGAGUUUCUGGGGAGGAUCAAUGAGAUCGUCUACUUCCUGCCCUUCUGUCACUCGGAGCUGUCUCAGCUGGUCCUGAAGGAGCUCAACUCCUGGGCCAAGAAGGCGAAGCAGCGACACGAGAUCACCCUGAUCUGGGACCGGGAGGUGAUGGACGUCCUGACCGACGGAUACAAUGUGCACUACGGCGCCCGCUCCAUCAAACAUGAGGUGGAUCGGCGGGUGGUGAACCAGUUGGCGGCCGCCUAUGAACAGGACCUGCUGCCGCGCGGCUGCACGCUGCGGAUCACAGUGGACGACUCCGACAAACACCUCCUGUCGCAAGGUAACAGGGCGGACGAGGACAGCGAGGGGCCGGGGAGGAGGACGCCGCGACUGCGCCUGGAGAUCGUGGAGACCGGGAGCCGGAGCCGCAGACUGGACAUUACUGAGCCGCUGUCCGCGGAGGAGCCCUGGAUGUCCUGAGAACUGUGUUAUGGACGCAAAGGGGAGGGGCUUAGAUGGCGGUCAGCGUUGUGUGAGAGUAAUAAUGCUGCAUGAACUGCCACAGACUAAAGGGGGGCGCUGUACUCAGAUGUGCACCACACAGCACAGAUUAUUUAUACAAUACAACGCAAAUAAAGUGCUACUGUGCGUUACGGA